Molecule: messenger RNA, 1967 nt
Organism: Pomacea canaliculata
Lineage: Eukaryota; Metazoa; Mollusca; Gastropoda; Architaenioglossa; Ampullariidae
Exons: 4
Coding region: 118-774 (218 amino acids)
Source: RefSeq, a predicted model, not a curated record
UGUGACACAAAUUGCCUCAGACCCUAAGCCAUGCCGAGGUCAAGGGUUAUCGCUCCGUGGGUGCGGUCGAGAGACUGAAGGAGUGAAGAUUUACUGGUGACACAGGUGUGAGAAUUAAUGUCCCUACGACCAGACGUGGAGAAGGCCGUCAACGACUUGUCACAGGCGGCGACAGAAGACUCGUUGUAUGUCAUCAGUGAUGACGUAGAGUUAGGCUUCCAGACUUUCUGUGACAGACUGCUAGGACGUGUUCCUGGUCUCCACCUUUGGGCGGCAAGUUAUUUCAGCAAAACUCCAUCCGACGACUGGCCGGAGGAAUAUUUAACCAGACCCUUCCGUUCCCCACCAGCUGUUGUCAUGCAAGUAGAGCAGGAUGAAAAAUUCCGUUUUAACGUCAAACCCUAUACUCAAGAAGAGUUACUCAAAGAAAACAAUGAUCUAGAGACAGUACACCACCCACCUCAGGGGUACCCAGCUCUCUACCCAGGUAACUGUGAAACCUGUGGUUGUCAGGUGGCCACAAUCCUUCGCAGACUCCGUGGAAGAGUUUCAGAAAGGACCACGGCGUCGGGCACAGCACUAGCCAGCCUGGAGUGGAGAGACAUGUUGGUCCUGUACGGUACUGACCUUACAGGGAUUGACCCUACAGGGACUGGCCGUAAAGACAUCUCUGGUUUGAUAAGCGGACUUCAAAAUUCGGGUAUUCCAGUAGAGAUUAUGAAAGAUGAUAACAUUGAGGACGUGGCACGGCCUGCACUGAUGUGGUUUGGGUGACAAAUACUCGCAAUGUUCGUGGUUUGGAGAGAAAAGUCGUCGUGGUCGUGCAGGAAAGUAAUUUUGAUAUCCACAAUGAUCGACUUUACCUCAUGUCACGGUGUUCUUCAAAGCUCGUGAUUGUCUGCCCAGAUACACGUCUCUAAGUACAUACAUGUCAGGGUGGUUGGGGCUCUGAAGCAAAGUGGGGUCCGACGAGUCAAAAUUUCUCUAGGAAAACCCAACUCCAUGGAUAAGUCCCUAACUUUUUAUUGUAUAUUUUUGACAGAUGUGUAAAAAGAUUAUUGUUCCCAGUAGACCAGAUGUCAUUCUUAGUGAGAUUAUUAAUACCUGAGAUCAUCCGAUUGCUAAUAGGAUAGACAGUUUUUGACAAAACUAUUAUUCUUAUCAAUUUUAUUGUGAGGUUUUUGGAUAACCAAACCGAUUUUUCAGUCAAAUGAGUGGAAGAUCAACAGAAUUUUAAGAAGGCUACAAUUAAUUAACACGAAUGUUACAUUUAUGUUUUUAGGGCUCACCACAGAUUCCAUGUCUUUGGUAUAAUGAGCUUUUGUCUUCAGGAUCCAUAAGCUGUAAAGAAGACUUGUAGCCUUAUAACAUCAUAUAUUGGAUUCUUAGAUGCUAAUGAUCGAAUAUUGUAACAUGUUACUAAUUGGAUGUAAUGGCAAACUAGCAAAUGUUGACAUGUAAUCUCAGAGACAGUCUUCGUGCACUUCACUAUCUGUACCAAGCAUAAUCCAGGACAGAAAUUGUUAUUUAGCUCACAAAAUAAUUUAUACAUGUUAAAGUAACAUAUAUAUAUAUAUAUAAACAUACACACCCACAUAGUGACAUUCAACACGCACGCACACCUCUACCCUAUUGCACGUACACAUAAACUUCAUCCAAUGCAUCAUCGUCUGUCAUCUCCAGAGGCGAUCUUAUCAAGGAUGAAUAAGACACAGUCAAUCUUUGAUACAAAUGAGUGGUGAUGAAAGUUAAUCAUGAAGGAUUGCGUACUUGUUCGUGUUUGUUUGUGAGUGUGUUCCUCAAAUAGUUGUGUAACAUCGGUGCUCUAGCCCCCAGAGUGUCACAGAAUGAAUGGCCUUUGACCCACCGUAAGCAGUGGACUUGCAGGUUCUCUGAGGUCUCCAGUGUCAGUGAUUGUUGAUUUAGAGGGAAAGUGCUUCCAACUCGCGGUGAUUUCGCUCUGUGAG